Aspergillus steynii IBT 23096 is the source of this 2574-nucleotide messenger RNA. RefSeq names its product putative Sin3 complex subunit (Stb2). Bases 1 to 2574 code for a protein of 857 amino acids. The record is from RefSeq and is a predicted model, not a curated record. Lineage: Eukaryota; Fungi; Ascomycota; Eurotiomycetes; Eurotiales; Aspergillaceae. Gene Ontology annotation, cellular component: Sin3-type complex. The transcript has a single exon.
AUGCCGCCUCCUACAAUGCAGACCAGCGCGCAGGCUGCGCCCCCUGUUAUAGCCCCUCAUGAAACGACACGGACAUCGAUCGGGGCGAGAGAGAGCCUACCUACCCAUCGCAGUAGCUCAGAGAUCCAGCCGUCACGCCACGGCCACCAGAAAUUCGUCUUCGCCGACCCGAUCGCGCUCCGAUACCUCGAAGAAGACCCCUCGACGAUCGUACUCCACCGACGGACGGUAUUGCAGGGCUACGAGAUAUACAUUGUUGAGCAAUGGGCUUGUUCGAGGAUCCAUCCGACUUUCAUAAUCACGACGUACACCGGGGAUGUUUCGCACAAGGUCACGGUUGGGGUGUUGAGCGUCCCCACCGACGAGUCGACGUGGUCCCCUCGUCUACAGCUGUACGUCAAUGCUGUCACGCAAUGCCAAGCACGCAGGAAGGAGACCCCGCUGGGAACCCUGAUGGUGACCGACCUGAACGCUUUUCCAUCGGCCCUGACGGUCAUCCCCGUGCCUGGUGGCGACGUGCUGAAACACAAGGAUGACUUCAUUGUGAAUGAGAAUCUGAAGCGGUUGAAUUGCUCAGGUCGCGCGGGCUUGAAGCUACAGCCCCCGGCGGCUGCGACCGAAGCCAAGUUCCACCAGCUUUAUCGGACGAGCGAGAGAGUGCCAUUGUACAGUGCGGUCAUCGAACUCGUGAAGCAAUGUCAGAUUGCACUGUUGAUGUACGGCAACCUGGCCCCAGAAUAUGUGGAUGGACUGUUAUGCGACGUGACGGAGGCGGCUAUCAGUGACUGGUGGAACGACAUAGGCAUAGACCUGUAUAACAUCGAGCCGAGUGAUGGUGCCUUGGGACCGACCUCUGUCGCAGCCUUACUCGGGACUCUAAUGGGAGCUAGGAAUCGGCUCCACGCUUUCGGUGCGCCUGUCGGGAAAGAUGCGUUCGAUAUUCAUAAUCUCAAAAGGGGCAUUAGCAGCUUUCAAAAGUCGCAGAAGCUGAAACGAACGCGGAGACUGGACCGCCAGACCCUCGACAGACUGCACCGGGUAACUGCAAAGGCGGCAAACUCCGAAGGCUGGACGGACGCCGUCAAAUCGACCAUGGCCGAGCUGAGCGGGCACGGCGGAGAAAUGGUGAUGGGCAUGGUGCGGGGGCGAGAGAAGGCCGGUAUUGCCGACAUCGAAACGCUGGAUGUUGACAACUUUCCGCAUCUGGUGAAAGGUGCUCGAGCCAAGUGGCUGUGGAGGGGAAAGGCGCGGAAGGGUGACGAUAACUUCACGGGUGGACCGCCAGCUGCAGAUAUGAUGUUCACCACCGAUGACCAGGGCGGUUAUGUCUGGACAAGCCGCAAACGACCCUCCUACGAAGACUUUGGUAGCGAGCGACCCUUGCAGAGCCCGGGUCUUCCGACGAAACAACCGGAGUUUGCCAGCGCGCUGGACGAAAAGGAUCAGAACUUAGGCAAAAUGGUUCGACGGGGUGUCAGUGGGAAGGUAUCCGACGCACGGAUAGGUUUCGGCAGAUUCAAGGACGCCGUGGGAUUUCGGUCACAUCUACCGAAACAGGCCAAAGAUGGCGUGGAACUCAUCGGUGACGCGGCCUAUAUCCCGGAAGAAAGCGAUACGGAGCUAUCGCAUUCCAAGCCUGGUGUCGAGGGUGGCCUUCCUCAAAUCGAGCUCGAAGGUGCCCAAGAAGGCGAGGCUCGAGCUUAUCAUGACGAUGCAGCGGCCGAACCGCCAUUGAACACUCUCCUACCAAGAUCUUCCGAAUCCCGAACCCCUGCUAUCACGAUCGAUCCUGCCGCACCCAACGAUGGUUCCGAGUCGUCCAAUAAAGUAUCCCUCAGCAGACCAGACGACGAACUCCAGGAUCUGGAGCGCUGGAGGACAAGAUCAACCGAUGCAUCGGGCGACCGCGAACAGACAUUUGAGUUGGGUUUAAUGUCGUUGCGUCGACCGCAAAGCUGCCCGGACAUCAAUAUCGAGGAUGACUCCGAACAAAGGAAUCGCCAUUGCCCACGCCAUCUUUCCUUCAGCACCGUCGAGGACGUUGUGUUGAGCUGGAAAGAACUCGGAACCAACGAAGGCCUUCUUGACAAGUCCGAUGCCACCUUCGAAGAAGCCGUCGCCCAGGAAGACAUGCUCGCCAACGACGCACGAAUCUUCAGCUCACGCAUCCAGGAGCUAGGCGAACGCACGGUUCCCUGGGUGGAGAAACAAGUCGACUCCGUCGACGACCUGAACCGGGUUCUAUAUCAAAGCCACGAGCAGAUCAACACCGAGUACAUGGACCGAAUGAACCAGUAUCAGGAAAUUCGAGAUCGAUCCAGCGACUUGCUGACUGAGGAGCAUUCGUCGCUCACAGACCACAUGAGACGCGUGGAGAUGAUGGGCGCGAAACUAGACUACGAGCUCAAUGUGCUGGGCUCGAAGGUUGAGGAUGUCGAAACCGGGCUCGGGGAGUUUGAACGACAGGUGGCUGAAAUGGAGUCGAGAGUUCAGGCGUUAAUUCAAGGCGACGAGGAAAAACAGAGCAACUCCUGGCUGAAUUGGCUCGGCGGACUGAUAGGCUUUUCGACCUGA